UUUGCAUUUUCGGCUGUUGCAUCCUUCCUGACUUGGUUCUUGAACUUGCACUUUUGUUUUGCUCCAAAUGGCUCCUGCUCUCCCGUCCAUCUUUGUGCCUCCACCUUUGAAUUGUUUCCCAUGUGGAAGGAAGAUCCUGCGGUCCAUGUAUGAAAAGGCUUCCUGGAAAACGCAAAACAACAACAAACACCCCAUGUGUCCCAACUCACACGAUCCUACCCACCAGAGAGAGGAGCACAUCCUGGCAGAUCCCGACAUUCUGCGGGUGGACGCCACGUCUGGCACAGUCAUUGAGCUCACUUGCUGUCCAGAGGAAGCCAUGCAGGAUGAAGACGGAUACAUGACCUUAAAUAUUAAAACUCAAAAACCAGCAGUGACCUCAGAUGACCCGACAGCCUCUUCUUGGUGGCGUGUGAUGGCGUUGACUUUGCUGAUCUUGUGCAUGGGGAUGGUUGUUGGGCUGGUGGCUCUGGGGAUUAUGUCUGUCACACAGCAAAAUUACCUGCAAGCUGAGAAGGAAAAGCUCUCAGGAACUCUGCAACGAUUGGCGAGACACUUCUGCCAAGAUUUACUCAAACAGGCAGAAAAAAAGGGAAGUGUCAACCACAAAUGCAAUCCCUGUGAUCCAAACUGGAGGUAUUAUGGAGAUGGUUGCUAUGGAUUCUUCAAGCACAACUUGACGUGGCAAGAGGGUAAGCAGUAUUGCUCCGACGUGAAUGCUACUCUUCUGAAGAUUACCAGCCGGAACAUUCUGGAGUAUCUCAAAGGCAGGACUGGUUUAAUUCGUUGGGUUGGAUUAUCUCGCCAGAACUCCAGUGAAGACUGGAUGUGGGAAGAUGGUUCAGUUCUCUCCAAAACUGUAUUUGAGCUUUCUGGAGAGGCAAGAGAAAAUAUGAAUUGUGCCUAUUUUCAUGAUGGGAAAAUCUACCCCACCUUGUGUAAGAAAAAACAUUAUUUAAUGUGCGAGAGGAAAGCUGGCAUGGUGAAGCUGGACCAACUACUUUAGUGCAAAGAGACAGACAUGAUAGCACAGCCAAGUGCUUGAUUGUACAAUAAAGUGUUUGGAUGAGGGAAUAUCUAGUUAUAAAACUUCUUCUUUCUGCCUUUCUUCCUCUUGGAAUAAUUUUUUGUGUUAUAUUUGCUACCCAUACCACUGACCUAGAGUCUUUGCACAUCCAGAAGCCAGCAUGUGGGUUGAUCAUUUGCUUCCCAAGGGAUGUAUUUCCCAUCAAUUUCCUUUCUUCUCAUUUUCCAUUCCUGAUUAUCUUAACACAGAAUUAUUCACUGCAUUGCCAGAUACAUGGUUAUAAAAGUAAUAUCAAGAUGAGAAAAUUAGGGCUUUAUUGACUUAAGCUAUGCAAAAUAUUUAAGUAUAAAAGACUGUAUAAGUAGAAAGAAUAUUAAAUUUGGAAUCAGUAGAAUAAUUUAGAUGGUGCUGUCACUUGACUAAAGUAUAUCCAUGAACCAGUCUUAUAGCUUCCUUAACUUCCACUUUCUCUUAUUUAUAAUAGGAUGACAAUGGUCAUCCUACCUGUCUCACAGUUGUAUCGCCUAAAUAAAAACUUGGGAGUGCAAACUAAACCAGCAGCUUUGUGAAAACAGACACCACAAUUUCCGCAUUAACCACUCCAAGACUGGCAGCAAGCAGGCUCAGAGGAAGCAGAAAAAUACUUGCUCUUCAUUGUAUGUGACAGUUCCUCAGAAAAUAUCAGAAUCAGUACAACAGCAGACAAAUAAAAUGACCACAUCUACCUGAGUCAGACUUGACAGGCCGUA
Molecule: messenger RNA, 1776 nt
Organism: Lepus europaeus (European hare)
Lineage: Eukaryota; Metazoa; Chordata; Mammalia; Lagomorpha; Leporidae
Gene: CLEC1B
Product: C-type lectin domain family 1 member B
Exons: 7
Coding region: 68-1006 (312 amino acids)
Source: RefSeq, a predicted model, not a curated record